Messenger RNA from Charadrius vociferus (killdeer), 1113 nucleotides. It is a transcript of the gene VRK3, whose product is annotated as vaccinia related kinase 3. The record is from RefSeq and is a predicted model, not a curated record. Gene Ontology annotation, molecular function: protein serine/threonine kinase activity; ATP binding. NCBI's taxonomy places the organism in Eukaryota, Metazoa, Chordata, Aves, Charadriiformes, Charadriidae. The transcript has 11 exons. Gene Ontology annotation, biological process: peptidyl-serine phosphorylation; signal transduction. The coding region runs from base 1 to 1026 and encodes 341 amino acids. Gene Ontology annotation, cellular component: cytoplasm; nucleus.
AUGGCAGGACAGGCUCUAAAAAGCAAUGUCGUGACGGGCAAGAUGUCCUGCGGCACACGAAACUUCGGGUCCCCGCUGCGCAUGCCUCCCCGGCCCCCGGCCCCGGGCCAACCUCCGCCUCCUCCCGCCAGAUGGACAAGGCCCAAACCCGCCGACGCCUCUUCACAGUCAGCAUCUGGAACCUGUCCUCAAAAGCAAAGAUACUCCCUCAAACUUGAUGUCAAAGAUGGUAAGAUCUACAAUGAACAGAACUUCUUCCAGCGAGCUGCAAAAGCAGGCACAGUGGAGAAGUGGAAGAAGUUGCACUCUGUGCCGUUGCUGGGAAUCCCCAAUUGCGUUGGCUUUGGACUGCAUGCAGAUAGCUACAGGUUUUUGGUAUUCUCUGACUUAGGGCGAACUCUUCAGUCCGUCCUGAAUGAUGGCUUACACCUACUGAAGGAGAAGGCAGCUUUUCAGAUUGUAGUCCGGCUGCUAGACUGCCUGGAGUACAUUCAUGAAAACGAGUAUGUGCACGGGGACAUCACAGCUGAGAACAUCUAUUUGAACCCAGCAGACCUCACACAGGUGACCCUAGCAGGCUAUUGCUUUGCGUUCCGUUACUGCCCCGGAGGGAAGCACGUGGCUCAGCGUGAAGGCAGCAGGACCCCUCACGAAGGCACGAUAGAGUUUAUCAGUCUGGACAGCCACAAGGGAGCAGGACCAUCUCGCCGGAGUGACUUGGAAUCUCUGGGCUACUGCCUUCUGAAAUGGCUCUGUGGCUUCUUGCCUUGGUCUGAUGAGCUGGACAAAGUAGAAACUGUGGUGGAGAAGAAAGAAAAGUACAAAGGGGAUGUGAAAUGCCUUCUCCGACUGUGCUUCAGGCAGAGACCCAUUCCAGAUGCCCUACAGAGCUACCUGCAGCAAGUAGCGGCACUAGAGUAUGAGGAGAAGCCUUACUAUGAGGGCCUGCGGCAGCUCUUCAAGAAGCCACUGGAAAAGAUGAAAGCUUCAGCUUAUGACCCUGUGGACAUCAAAAUGGUGCCCUAAAUCAAGAAAACUUGCACAGGAAAAAAAAAAAAAGCUCAAAGCUUUCUGCAGCGUGAGGCCUUUCCCACAGAUAUUUAACCUUUACCU